GCUCCUUCACAACAAGAGAGGAAGAAGGCGCUCCAGCUGUGACCAAAUAAAGCCCAGCCGCCGUGGGCUUUUUUUUUUUAGAUCCUGUUUUUUUUGUUUUUAUUUUUUUUUUCUCCUCUUAGUCUCUCCCCCCCCCCCCCCCCUCUCUGAAGACACGCCAACGACAACCGACGUCCGUUGUUCCGUUGGUAGCCGUUGUUCGCACCGACCUAGCUUCGUCCUUCGCAGUCACAGUCGGCGGCGGCGGGGUUGCUGAAACAUACUCAUAAUAUUCGUUGUGGAAUAUGGCUCAGCAUGGGCACCAUGUAGCCAGUUCACAAAAAGCCUUGAUGCUGGAGAUGAAGAGCCUCCAGGAGGAGCCGGUGGAGGGGUUCAAGAUAACUUUGGUGGACGAGUCGGACAUGUACAACUGGGAAGUGGCGAUAUUCGGACCCCCGAGCACGCACUACGAGGGUGGUUAUUUUAAGGCUCGGAUCAAGUUCCCCGUCGAUUAUCCGUACUCGCCGCCUGCGUUCCGCUUCCUCACCAAGAUGUGGCAUCCCAACAUCUAUGAGAAUGGAGACGUGUGCAUCUCCAUCCUGCAUCCACCGGUGGACGACCCACAGAGUGGAGAACUCCCUUCAGAGAGGUGGAACCCCACACAGAACGUCAGGACCAUCCUGCUCAGCGUCAUCUCUCUGCUCAACGAGCCCAACACGUUUUCCCCGGCCAACGUUGACGCGUCUGUGAUGUACCGCAAGUGGAGGGACAGCAAGGGGAAAGACAGAGAAUACAUCGAGAUCAUCAGGAAACAGGUGCUGUCUACCAAAGCGGACGCAGAGCGGGACGGAGUCAAAGUUCCCACCACGCUGGACGAAUACUGCGUGCGCACCCAGGUCCCCCCCACAGACGACGGCUCCAACCUCUUAUACGACGACUACUACGACGACGAGGUGCUGGACGAAGACGAAGAGGAAGACAGCGACAACGGCUGCUACAACGAGGACGACUCCGGCACCGAGGACUCCUGACCACGCCUCGCUGUGACAUCACCCCUCCCCCCUCCUCCCAUGACCACAUCUGGUUUUCACCCACACACAUGCUCUAGUCUCCCUCCUGUGUCACGGACUGAACUUUAACUCAGACUCUGUGGGCACGGGGCCCAGCGUCUGUUACGCGCUGCACACUAAAGCCUGGCUCAAUGAAACCACAGCAGCAGAGUCCUUUCUGGUCCUUUCCUCUUCUUUUCCUCUUUGCUUUUAUUAUUUUUUUUGUUCUGUUAUCAGAGUAGAGGCCACACACACGACACACACACACACGGCAAGAUAAAUGUAAAGAACCACCUCUGCACUGAUACCUGUCAAAAUGUUAGAAAAUAGAAAGUCUUUUAAAGCCCUGAGACUUAUUUCCUCCACAGAUGUCAAGUGAAACCGAGCUUCCUUCGCCGCUGGGUUUCUCUCUUUUGCUACAGAUCAGAUCACUGUAAAACAGGAGCGGAUCUGCAAGGGAAGCUGAUUGGGGGGGGGGGCAGACUGUCCUGGCUGAGCCGUAUUAUAGGUGACCUCUGGUUAGCGCGCGGUUCAAAGCCCUGACUCCCCGUCACCUUUGACUUUUAGAGCCGCGGGGCUCAGGCCGCUCCGAAACGACGGGGGAAGUUAUCCAUUUCAGCGAGCUACUCACGCUUCCUUGUGCCUUUCUUUAAUCCCUGAUCUAAGUGACCAGUCCAGGCAAACCCCCCCCCCCCCCCCCCAUCAGAAAAGCGUUAUUCAAGCUCUGACCCGAGGCUGGAAAACUUCUGUUGGAUAACCUCUCUGCUUAUUUAUAGAGGCACCUGUUAGAUUUAUCCGGGCUGUAAGGUAAGAGCCGACAGCUGAACCCACGGGUGAAAUGUAGAUCACGCCGCCAGUGUGCUGUUUCGAAUUAAAAAGAAAUCUAUGCAGCCGGAGCUCCAGUUUCUGUUCCACGCAGUAAAAGCGGAGCCUUGCAGACCGAACUCCAGCCGGAGGGGAUCCCGUCUUUAGCGAGUCGUCGGUUCGUCACUCAAGAGCAGCACAGGUGUCCACAGCAGACGAGCUCGCCUCCUGCUGGCGGCGGUGCGCACAAGCAAGCAUGAUGAGUCUAUAUUGUUUUUGUUUUACCCCUGAGACGCUGGGCUGGAUUGCAGCCAUCUUGACUCGCCUGAAUCACUGAGCCCAGUUGGCCUCGGCUGAGAGGGGGGGGUUUCAGAAGAAUGGAUGCUGGCCGGUGGGACGUAGCGUGGGGCGGGACCUUGUACCCACAGCCGCCGCUAACGAGCAGCAGUGUUUAGAGUGGGAGUCUCAGCCCUACUGUAACGCCGGUGGUCUCAGAGACAGAGCGGGCGUUCAGAACGGGUUUUUACCCGAGCAUGAGCCGGACGCUGUGGUCGCUCACUAGCAUGCUGAUAGGUGUCUGCGGUCAUAGACGUGUCGUAACGGUUGGUGCGAGGUCCUCGGGUUUGAUUUCCUCUAAAACGGUCAUGGAGUGAGUGGGCUGAGGGUUGACUUCUGUUUUAGUUUUUCAGGGGGUUUAUUUUCUCCUCAAAUUUUGAUAUGAGCUGCAAAGAUUUAAUUAGUGUUUCAAUUGUUUGACAUGAUUUUUAAUUUUUAAACCCAAGUUUGUUGCGGAAGUACGGCGCGGUGAAAUGUUGAGGCAGAAACGCAAUUAUGUAAGAACCAAAAAAA
Messenger RNA from Fundulus heteroclitus (mummichog), 2681 nucleotides. It is a transcript of the gene cdc34a, whose product is annotated as cell division cycle 34 homolog (S. cerevisiae) a. Lineage: Eukaryota; Metazoa; Chordata; Actinopteri; Cyprinodontiformes; Fundulidae. The coding region runs from base 285 to 1010 and encodes 241 amino acids. The record is from RefSeq and is a predicted model, not a curated record. The transcript is spliced from 5 exons. Gene Ontology annotation, molecular function: ubiquitin conjugating enzyme activity. Gene Ontology annotation, biological process: protein polyubiquitination; ubiquitin-dependent protein catabolic process.